CUGUUUUCCUUUCGUGACAGCUGUCAGAAUUUCAAACUUCUCUGCACUGAUUUUAGUGUUUUAUUUUAUUUGUUUACUGAAUUUCGUUAGUUUCGCUCAGUUGUGUGUUGGAAAUGUCCGCAAAAGCCGAGGAGUUAAGCGAAGCCCAGAAGGCUCGCAUCGAGCGUAACCGAAUAAAAGCACUUCAUUUGCGCCAGGCGAAGCUAAUAUCCCACCCCUAUGCGAAAGUAGAUGAUAAAGCCCAAACAACAAUUAAGAUCCAGGGAACCAAGUACAUCGAUAGUGGCGGCGGCUUCCUCGUCGAAGAACCCAUCGUCAAGGACUCGAAAGAUGAAAAGCAAGACGCUCAGGCUGCUCCGCAAACAGAGAAUGGGGCGAUCACGAUACCAGUCACAUACGAACAGUGCCUGGAGUGCGGAAGAGACUUUUUCGAAUCAAACCUUCUAACCAACUUCGAAUACGCCGUUUGUGACGAUUGCCGUGAUCCAGACGAUAAACAUUCACUGAUCACUAAAACUGAAGCCAAACACGAGUAUCUACUCAAGGAUUGUGAUUUGGAUAGGCGAGAGCCCCCGUUGAAGUUCAUUGCUCGGAAAAAUCCACAUGACCACCGUUGGGGCGAAAUGAAGCUCUAUUUGCAUCUCCAGGUUGAGAAGCGAGCACUAGAAGUUUGGGGCAGCGAGGAAGAGAUCAUUAAACAACGUGAACUGCGUGAGGAUAAACGAGAAAUCUCUAAAAUCAAAAAAUACAACAAGAAAAUGAAAGAAUUAAGAAUGGAUAUGCGAAGCAGUCUUUACGAUCGGACAGUCAAGGCGAGUCAUACACAUUCGUACGGGGAGGAAACAUACAAUGAAGAGGAGGAUACCUACACACAUACCUGCACUGAGUGCGGGUUUGUGGAAACUUUCGAAAAAAUGUAAAACAGCAACAACAUUAAUAAACGUGCAUUUUACUUUCGCAACAGAAGAGAUGCUCUUGAUUGAUAGUUUCUCCUUUCACAAAAAAAAUUGCUACUCAACUGUUCUUCUGUUUCAUAUUGAAAUCUACAAACACAAUUCGAACACUUUUAUUCCCUUGUUUAAAUGUCUGGAUAAUAGUUUCACAA
This is a messenger RNA of Hermetia illucens (black soldier fly), 1105 nucleotides long. RefSeq names its product DNA repair protein complementing XP-A cells homolog (gene Xpac). The coding region runs from base 114 to 920 and encodes 268 amino acids. Gene Ontology annotation, cellular component: nucleotide-excision repair factor 1 complex. The record is from RefSeq and is a predicted model, not a curated record. The transcript is spliced from 3 exons. Gene Ontology annotation, molecular function: damaged DNA binding. NCBI's taxonomy places the organism in Eukaryota, Metazoa, Arthropoda, Insecta, Diptera, Stratiomyidae. Gene Ontology annotation, biological process: UV-damage excision repair; base-excision repair; nucleotide-excision repair, DNA damage recognition.